Arctia plantaginis is the source of this 399-nucleotide messenger RNA. NCBI's taxonomy places the organism in Eukaryota, Metazoa, Arthropoda, Insecta, Lepidoptera, Erebidae. The record is from the annotation of a GenBank genome assembly.
AUGGCGAUGGUUUUAAUUUGCUUUUUGGCGGUAAUAUGCAGUUUGCUUCAACAAGGUCUAGCAAUCACAUGCUAUCAGUGCAACAGUCACAAUGACUCCCGUUGUCUGUUGGAUAAGCUCCCCGACACGCUGCGUGCGCCCUGUGGACCCAAAGACACCAUGUGCAGGAAGAUCUCGCAGGUGGUGGAGUUCGCGAUGAACGGCAUGCCUCCAGACAGCCGGGUUAUCAGAGGAUGUGGGUGGGAUGAGAGCAGUUACAAGAAUCGCUGCUAUCAGCGCUCUGGAUUCGGAGGUAGACAAGAAGUAUGUUCGUGUCUUGAAGACGGCUGCAACUCUGCAGCGAUACCAGUCGGAGCCACCGUAAUAAUGCUCCUGACAUUCGCAUUGCUGAGAUUUUAA